AUGUCGAUGCAUAAUAGCGUCUAUUCUAGCGGGCAGUUUAUGAAUCCUGGCCCAGCUCCGCGACCGCCAACAGAUAAACCCCGUCUCGGCCUGAUGCCGAACGUGAGCCUCACAAACAGCAUGUCAAGCAUGACCAUCGCCUCCCCGGUCUCAAGCACCUACAGCGGGUCGACCAUCGCUCUCCCCAUUUCUCGCCAAGGAUCUAACAACUUCGAUGGCGCUGGGGGGGUUGCGAUCAUCAAGCAGGGCUAUGUCGGCCUGCCGAGCAAGAACCCAUUUCAGCAAUGGAAGAGCAGAUACCUCAUCCUCCGCCAGGACAUUCUCGACUUCCACAAGAAUGAAAAUGGCAAACUGCUGUACAAGAUCCAACUUGCGGACGUGGUAAGCGUCGAUCGGGUUCCUGACGAUAACGGCGACCCUGUUUUCGAGAUUCGGCGAAACAUGACGAACUCGUACGCUGGCCCACCUGGCGACGACGACAACGGUGUGAGAUCUUUACGCAUUUGCGUCAAGACCGACGAUGAGCUGUACGAGUGGAUUGACUGCAUCUAUGCCCGCUGCCCAGGUGGGGUUAGUAACCCCUCGAACUUUUCUCACGCCGUCCACGUCGGCUUCAACCCGCAAACAGGUCAGUUCACUGGACUGCCGGAGGAGUGGACGAGACUUCUCAACUCCUCGGCCAUCACCAAGGAGGAUGUCGAGAAGAACCCCCAGGCUGUUUUCGAGGUUCUCGACUUUUACUCGGAUAUGACGAAGCGCGCCGAGACCCAAAAUCCCGAUCCAUAUGGCGGGAGUCCUGUCCCCAACGCUUCGCCAAGCACCCAAAGCGACCAGUUCGGCUAUCCCGCCGGCAACUCGGUCGCGCCUCCGCGGCAACCAAAGCCCAUUCAGCGCAGUCCUGGCUCUUAUUCCACGACCCCGUCACCCCAGUCGUUCCCAUCACCCACCCCGCGCCCGACAGAUCAGCAGAUUCAGCAGCUACAGGGCGUUUCACCCAACUACAUCUCCGCCGACCGGAUGCGGGAAGAACAACGCGCCCGUGACCAGGAGCGCCAACGCGCAGAGCGGGAGGAACAAGCUCGCCGGGAGCUGGAGGCUUAUAAUGCGUCCCUUCCCAAGACAAAGGUUCCCCUUGCCCAGCAAGAAAUUGGCGGCGGCUACUCGAGCCCCUCUCAGCCGGACCGAUACAAUCCGACCAGGGCAGCACCCAAGGCGCCGCCAGCUCAAUCCCUCAGAGCCCAGCGGCCUGCGCCCGCGCCACCAGGAAGCUCGUCCACCCCGUCUCGUCCUCCGAUUUCACAACAAAACAGCUCCGCCUCGGUCCGUGACCCCACAGCCCAGGCGCAGAGAACCCCUCGGCCAGACCAGGGCGGCGCCCCAGCCGCUGCUCGCUACCCCAACGGAGCGCAAGCACGCGGUCCCAAUGGCCAACCCCAAGUGCAGCAGCCAUCUCGCCUUCCGGCUCCGGUGAAGCCCCUGAAUGUAUCGAAGCCGGGCGCGACCAAUGACAGCGUCAAGGCUGCGGAAGCCGCGCUGACCGCUAAGCCUUCUCCCUCGGAACGCAAGCAGGAUGUGCGCAUGUCGACCAUGUCAGAAGGCGAAGUGAUGGCCAAGCUGAGGGAGGUUGUUUCUAAGGACGACCCCAACCGGCUGUAUGCCAAACAGAAGAAGAUUGGCCAAGGCGCGUCUGGAUCCGUUUACGUCGCCAAGGUCAUGGGUACGAGGCCGGGUGCGCCGGUCAAUCCCAAGAUCCGGCUUGGAACCGACCGUGUCGCCAUCAAGCAGAUGGAUCUUGCGCAUCAACCUCGCAAGGAACUGAUCGUUAACGAGAUUUUGGUGAUGCGGGAGAACAUGCACCCCAACAUUGUCAAUUUCCUCGACGCCUUCCUGAUGGACAACGACAAGGAGCUCUGGUUGGUUCUGGAGUACAUGGAAGGUGGUGCUCUGACAGACGUCAUCGACAACAACCCCGUAAUCACGGAGGAGCAGAUCUCGACGAUUUGCCUUGAGACAUGCCAAGGCCUCGAGCAUUUGCACUCGCAGAACAUUAUCCACCGUGACAUCAAGAGUGACAACGUUCUCCUUGAUGCUCGUGGUAACGUCAAGAUCACGGAUUUCGGGUUCUGCGCUAAGCUCACCGAAACUAAGUCGAAGCGCGCUACCAUGGUCGGAACGCCGUACUGGAUGGCGCCCGAAGUGGUGAAGCAAAAGGAGUACGGCCCGAAGGUGGACAUUUGGUCGCUCGGCAUCAUGGCGAUCGAGAUGAUCGAAUCCGAGCCGCCCUACCUGAACGAGGAGCCGCUCAAGGCGCUUUACCUGAUCGCAACCAACGGUACCCCCCGCCUCAAGAAGCCCGAGAAGCUGAGCAAGGAGCUCAAGGCGUUCCUGUCGGUCUGCCUGUGCGUCGACGUUAAGAGCCGCGCCUCGGCUCAGGAACUGCUUAACCAUGACUUCUUGAAGCACGGCUGCCCCCAGGCCAGCUUGGCGGAUCUCUUGGCGUUCAAGAGGGUAGCAAAAUAG
Molecule: messenger RNA, 2520 nt
Organism: Dichotomopilus funicola
Lineage: Eukaryota; Fungi; Ascomycota; Sordariomycetes; Sordariales; Chaetomiaceae
Product: kinase-like domain-containing protein
Exons: 4
Coding region: 1-2520 (839 amino acids)
Biological process (GO): protein phosphorylation; intracellular signal transduction; regulation of MAPK cascade
Cellular component (GO): cytoplasm
Molecular function (GO): ATP binding; protein serine/threonine kinase activity
Source: RefSeq, a predicted model, not a curated record